AUGACGCAGGCCGCCUGUGCACACAGAGCCAUUCUAAGGCUUGCUGGAGAAAAACGCUGGGAUCACUCCAUCGCCAGAUAUGCACACUGCUUCUACUAUGCGUGGUCUGUGCUCUGCGUGAGCCUACACUAUUCAGGACACUUCCCUUUGGGAACCUGUGUUGUCAUCUGGGGAAUCCCCGUGCUGCUUUGCACAUUGAAGGUGCAGGCAGUAGUACGUGUGAUGGUCAAAAGCCAAAACGAUUAUCCAAGCCCUACCGUUUCCAAGAGAGAAGACGAUGCUGCUUUUACCUUGGGACUAGCGAGGUUGGUCAUAACCUCCCGUGCGAAUUCAGAAACUUGUGCAUACCUGGGCACAACCACGGGCAAUUGGCAUACGUACUUGGUUGUGGCAACUGGCUCCCUGCUGCUGAGUUCAAUCGCAUGUGCCAUAUGGGAGCAACCAGAUGCUGACAGCCUGACGUGCCGCUGCAACCUACUGUCAGUGGGUGUUUGCUGCUCCUACAUGCACCGUAGUCUGUUCCUGCAUUUCACCUCAGACCGAGCUGCAACAAGGGACACAGUGCUGCACAGUGCCCUUGUGGGCCGCGCCGUGGCUGCCUUCGGCGAGAUGUGCUUCGCAUCACUUAUUUUGACUGUGACAGCAGAGACUUGGACACUGCAGGCAGAGAGAUUGUUGUGGAGCACUCCUCCGGCCAACCCAGUGGUGAGGAUUUUGACAGCCCCAUGGCCAUUUGCGUGGAAACUGGUGUGUUUGGCAGAGAUCCUCUCAACGAUUGGAACGGCGAAGAUGGUCUCGUAUUACUUCUGCAUUGAAAACUUGAUCUGGACGAUAUUGGCUGCGAGUGUGGCAGUGCUCGGCUUGAGUUUGGGCGAUCUCUCCAUGGUCGCCGUGGCUAUAUGCUUCAUCGCUUACACCCUUGUUUGGGACAUUCCGGGGUACUUCUCGCGGGCGCGGAAGGCCCAGGCCAGGGCUUCGUGCCUUCCAGCCGGAGCCAAAGGCUUUGGCGAUUUUGCUGAGACGCAUGGAAUGCAUGGAUGCGUAGAGUGCGACGAUUCGGAGAUGGACUUGCUUCCAGGCCUGGUCGACUGUUUGUGGCGGCGGAGGGUGGUCACCACAGAUGCUUACUGGAGCCGUCACUAUCCGCUUAUGGUCAUGAACUACAUUGUAGCCCCGGUUCUUUGCGUUACCUGGCGGGAGUGGUCAAAGCCUGCCCCAGGGCUGUAG
Messenger RNA from Symbiodinium sp. CCMP2456, 1227 nucleotides. The record is from the annotation of a GenBank genome assembly. NCBI's taxonomy places the organism in Eukaryota, Dinophyceae, Suessiales, Symbiodiniaceae.